AUGAGCGACGGUGUAGAUUCCAAUAACCCUAAAAUUAUUAUCACUAGUGGCCACCCAAUUUCUGCAAUUUCCAACGCUAUCACUAGCAGUGACAGCGCCAAUAGUGCCGGCGUUGAUAACAGCAAGAGCAACAAGAAAGGUAAAGGCAAAGGAGGGCCGGAUAAUGGAAAGUUUAAGUAUAGAGGAGUGAGGCAGCGGAGCUGGGGCAAGUGGGUUGCUGAGAUCCGUGAGCCCAGAAAGAGAACACGGCGGUGGCUCGGAACGUUCGCCACGGCGGAGGAUGCAGCCAGAGCGUAUGACCGUGCAGCCGUUAUUCUAUAUGGGUCAAGGGCUCAGCUUAAUCUACAAACCUCAUGUGGUGGGGGACGUGCAAGUGACGGUGGUGGUGAUGGCGCAUCUGGUCAAUCCUCCUCCCGUUCUUCUUCGUAUUCUUCCACUCAAAACCUCCGUCCUUUACUGCCUCGCCCGUCUGGCUUUGGCCUUACAUUCUCAACUCCACCACUUCUGCCGCCUGUCGCCUCCUUCGGAGGGUUGGCAAAUUAUGUGCCGAAUGGAUUUUACCCGACCGAACAGCACCCUAACAUAGUACAUAGUACACAAAACCUGGGGUCAGUGCAUCAAAGGUACGGACCAAGCGACGUGAAGAAUAUUGAGUCUGCACCCACAAUUCCAAACCCUAAUAAUCAUCAACAGCAAAAUUUUCAAGAUUUGGAUUCUCAGCAGCGUCAGAACUAUUGUGUGUACGAUCAAAUCAACUCAAUUACAACAGUUGCGCCAAGCUUUUCUCAGGCCCUCACUGGACCUCUGGUGGCGCCUGACAUUUCAGAUCCGGUGGUGACUGGUUCCGCCGCCUCUCCGGCUUUAUGGCCAUUGACUAAUGAUGAUGAGUAUCCAACGGCAAAUAUUUGGGACUAUGAUGAUCCAUUUUUGUUCGAUAUUUGA
Messenger RNA from Fraxinus pennsylvanica, 942 nucleotides. The record is from the annotation of a GenBank genome assembly. Lineage: Eukaryota; Viridiplantae; Streptophyta; Magnoliopsida; Lamiales; Oleaceae.